Messenger RNA from Aplysia californica (California sea hare), 371 nucleotides. Its product is annotated as sodium- and chloride-dependent GABA transporter ine. Gene Ontology annotation, cellular component: membrane. The record is from RefSeq and is a predicted model, not a curated record. Lineage: Eukaryota; Metazoa; Mollusca; Gastropoda; Aplysiida; Aplysiidae. Gene Ontology annotation, biological process: sodium ion transmembrane transport.
CUUUCAGUCAGUCAGUCAGUCAGUCAGGAUUUACGGUGUGUGAUAGUAGAUCUAGAAUUUCUCUUCUCUCAUUCUCACGACCACAGUUGAUCGUUGUCGUCGCCGGCGGAAAGAAAGAAUGGAAGCCCGUCAGAACUGGAGUAAGAAGCUGGAGUUUUUGCUGGCCAUCAUCGGUUAUGCGGUCGGCCUGGGAAAUGUCUGGCGAUUCCCCUACCUUUGUUUCCGAAGUGGUGGAGGAGCCUUCCUGAUCCCGUUCUUCAUCAUGCUGGUGGUGUGUGGCGUGCCUUUGGCCUACAUGGAGAUGGCCAUUGGUCAGUACACCAGGCAGGGACCCAUUGGCGCCAUCGGGAAGAUGUGUCCCUUCUUCAAAG